AUGCGCUGGCGUUUACUACUGAUAGGCACUCUUGCACUAGCACAAAGAGAACUCAGAGAACCAGGCCGUCGUCAAGGUCGUAAUGCAUACAAAACAAGAAGAAAUCGUCGCUUAGACGGGACCCGCCGUCGACGCUGGGGAACCACAGAGCCUCUAACGGGCCCUCAUGUUUGCGGCAAUGGAGACAGAAGAUAUUGCUGCGCAGGUUGGAGACAACAUAAAGGAUCCAGCGAGUGUAAUAUUCCGAUUUGCGCUCCGAACGCGUGUGGCGAUGGAAUUUGCCACAGUCCUGGCAUGUGCCGCUGUGCCGAUGGCAAGCUCCGAAAGCGCUGUAACGAGGACGAAUUCUUCGAGACGGAAGCCCGCUGCUCGAGUCCUUGUCAGAAUGGCGGGCGAUGUAUCAACGGCGAGUGCGAAUGCCCAGAAGGUUUCACCGGUGCUCACUGUGGUCAACCUAUUUGCGGGGCAAGUACUAAUGGAGUAAGUGGCUGCAGAAAUGGUGGUCGAUGUAUUGGAGUUGAUAAGUGUGCCUGUGUCUAUGGAUUUUAUGGAGAUAACUGCGAAGUUGACUAUCGAAGAGGACCUUGUUUCGGAAAGAUUGACAAGGCGAAAAACGAAUGCUCUAGUCAAGUUUUAUCCGAAUACUCAACGAAAGAACAAUGCUGUGCCACAGUCGGACAAGCGUGGGGAGAUCCAUGCGAAGAGUGCCCAGCUCGACCUGGUAACUGCGGCCGCGGCUAUGACUCAAACUGCAAUAACAUUAACGAGUGUAUUGAUAUCAACGGAAUUUGCAAGGGUUGUAAAUGCAGAGAUACGAUCGGAAGCUUCGUUUGCAUCGCUCCCGAAGGUUUUUACUUUGAUGAAGACAAAAACGAAUGUCUCGAUCUUGACGAGUGCGCUGACAGCCCAUGUGGAUCUGAUAAUGAAUGCACCAAUCUUCCUGGAGGCUACUCUUGUGACUGUGCUGAGGGAUACAUCAAGACUGUGGACCAAGAUGGCAAACAAACUUGCAUUGACAACAGACCAGGUACCUGUUUUGAACAUGUUUCAAACAGCGUCUGCACUGAUCCUCUGAGCAAAAUGCUCACAAAAACUCAAUGCUGCUGCCUUGGCAACUUCGCUUCCAGCCCUGGUCAAUGCUUUCAAGGCCAAGAAUCUUCUGGAAUCGACAACUGUCCAACUGUUGGAACUGAAGCUUACAGUAUGCUUUGCGAUAAUGCUGAGACUAUUGAUCCCAAGAAUCUUGGACCCGAUGGCUCCGGACCUGACCCAAUCACUGAUAUCUGCGAGUCAAAGGGACUUUGUGAGAAGGGCGUUUGCAUCACUGAUGAAAAGGGCAUCCCAAUGUGUCUUUGCGAUAAUGGCUACGAACCUGAAACUGUUGAUCUCCAGUGCCGCGAUAUAAACGAAUGCGAAACUGGAGAAGGACAGUGUGAUAACGGACGAUGUGUCAAUACCGAUGGAGGAUGGUACUGUGAAUGUGAUGCUGGAUACGUUCCAAGCGGAAAUGGCCAGGAGUGCGAGAACAUCGACGAGUGCGCUGAAGGUCUUGCUCAGUGCGCCAAUGGAAAAUGCAUUGAUAGAGAUGGUACAUGGGCUUGUGCGUGCGAUGAAGGCUUUCAGCCUGACCCUCUUCAGCGAAACCAAAAAUGUAUUGAUAUCGAUGAGUGCAAUAUCGGCGGAAACAAAUGUGCAAACGGAGUUUGCUCAAAUGUAAUUGGAGACUACCAGUGCGUUUGUGAAGUUGGCUACGAGCGAGGACCAGACCGCAAAUCUUGCCAUGACAUCGAUGAGUGCGCUAAUGACCAUGCUUGCAUCAAUGGCGAGUGCAAAAAUACCCCCGGCUCAUACAGAUGCGCUUGUAACAAGGGAUACAAAUACAAUCCUGAGCAAGGAAUUUGCGAGAAUAUCGACGAAUGCGAGUUCCAUCCUUGCCAGGGUGGUACCUGCACUGACACCGACGGCGACUUCAAAUGCGAAUGCGGGAAGUACCAGAUGCUUGAUGCUACUGGUCGAAGAUGUGUCGACCAGCCAAAUGGCCAGUGUUUCAGAUCAUCGAACAAGAAUGGACGUAAAUGUGCUGCUGACAGCAUGCUUCCUAACCAGAUGUCAAGACAAGACUGCUGUUGCCACGCCGCUGAACUCGACCGAACUUCCUCAUUCAGACUCAACAACAAAUGUGAUGUUUGUCCUGCAGUAGGAACAUCAAAUUUCAAUGAGCUUUGCAAGGGAUCUGAGAAGCCAGACAGUUAUUGCGAUUUGGAACUCAAUCCAUGUGGCAACAACGGUCAAUGCUACGAUGUCGAUGGAGGCUACGAGUGUCAAUGUGAUGAGGGAUACGAGCUGCACCCAUCUGGAACUCUUUGUAUUGACACCCCAGAAUGCGAUACAAAAUGCCUUAACGGUCUUUGCACAGAGCUUGACGGCAGCUUCGAAUGCGUCUGCCCAAGUGGACAUCACUUCAACGAUAAAACCGGAAGCUGCGAUGACGACGAUGAAUGUCUCGAGCGACCUUGCUCUGGCGGCCAGUGCAUAAAUGCUCCUGGAGGAUUCGAAUGUGUUUGUGCUCCUGGACUUGUUCUUGAUUCAACUGGUCUCAUUUGUCUCGACAAGAGAGAAGAAGCUUGCUGGCUUCAGCACGAAGAUGACACUUGCGUUGACAAUAUUCCUGGCCGAUACACUGCUGAGCUCUGCUGUGCUACUCAGGGUAAAGCAUGGGGUGACGAAUGCGUCGACUGUAGUGAGAUUCCUCUUACUUGCAGAAAGGGUUACGUCUUUGACAGAGUCGCCGACCGAUGCGUCGAAGUUGACGAAUGCCAGCUUUUCCCACAGUACUGCUCAGGCAACGGCGCUAAAUGCGUUAACACUGAUGGAUCUUUCUACUGCGAAUGUCCAAACGGCUUGACCCUCGAUGAUUCUGGAAGACGAUGUAUUGACACACGAAAGUCCGUCUGUUUCCCCAACUUCAAUGCAACUCAUCCAUUCUGCCACGAUGCAUGGGAAGGUCUCCAUUCUCGACAGACUUGCUGCUGCUCUAUUGCUGGUGAGGCUUGGGGCGAGGGAAAUGAAUGCCGAGCCUGCCCACGAGAAGGAACUCCAGAGUAUGAUGAACUCUGUCCCUGUGCUGAUGGAAAUUGCUACAAUCCAAACCCGAAUGACCGAGAAAACUGCAAACAGAUCAACAACUGCUUGGAAUUUCCUGAAAUUUGUGGCGAGUUCGGCGAAUGUAAAUUCAACCCUGAAGAUCCCUCGGAUCUCUGUCAAUGCGCUCCAGGAUUUGGAACAACUGAUAAGGGCUUCCCUUGUGUCGAUAUUGACGAAUGUGCUCUUCUUGGAGAUGAUGCUUGUGGUGAAGGAGAGUGUGUCAACACUCCAGGAAGCUUCAAGUGCAAGUGCAAACCCGGCUACGUUUUAGGAAACGAUGGCGUCUGUGUCAACGAUAAUGAGUGUUUGAACAAUGUUUGCUUGGGAGGUGGCAAUUGUACCGAUACCGAGGGAAGUUUUGAAUGUUCUUGCCCUCCAAAUACGCACCUUGCUGAUGAUGGUGUGACUUGUGUGGAUGAUAACGAGUGCGACUUGCAAAUUGAGCCUUGCAUCAAUGGACGUUGUAUCAAUCUUAUCGGCGAUUGGAAGUGCCAGUGUCACAGCGGAUACAAACCUACUCCUGAUAACAAAGGGUGUGUCAAUACUAACGAGUGUUUGGACGACAACGGUGGAUGUGAGCAGCGCUGUACCGAUACAGAAGGGUCAUUCAUCUGCUCUUGCCGAGAUGGCUUUGAGCUCUCUCCUAACGGUUUCGAUUGCAUUGAUGUCGACGAGUGCUCUGAAGAGCCAGCUAUCUGCGGCGGCGGAAAAUGCGAAAACUUGGAAGGAUCUUACACAUGCCACUGUAUCCCCGGCUACGAGCUUGUAUCAAACAGACAGCUUUGCAUCGAUGUAAAUGAGUGUGAUAUCAAUCCAGAUAUUUGCGUUCACGGAAAGUGCACAAAUACGGAAGGCAGUUACACAUGCGACUGCUGGGAUGGUUUCUGUAUCUCUCCUGAUCUAAGCCGAUGUGAUGAUGAGAACGAGUGUGAGCUCGGAACUCAUAUUUGUUCUCCUAAUGCAGAGUGCAAUAAUAAUGUUGGUACGUACCAAUGCCACUGUCAGACUGGAUUCGACGGAGACGGAGUCGACUGCUCUGACGUCGACGAAUGUGAAGCGGAUACUCAUGGUUGUCAUCCAAACGCUGAUUGCAUCAAUAUCCCUGGCGGCUACAACUGUGAGUGCCACCCUGGAUACGUUGGCAACGGCACUGAAUGUGCUGAUGUUAUGGACUGCGACCAAGAUCCAAACAUUUGUGGACCUCAUGGAGUUUGUGUCAACUCUCCUGGUGACUACAACUGUGAGUGCGAAUUCGGAUAUACUCCAAGCUACAAUGGCAAGCGAUGUGAGGACAUCAAUGAGUGCAAAGGAGAUAAACCAGUUUGCAGGAACGGAAACUGUGUUAACAUGGACGGAACUUACGCUUGCGAAUGCCACGAAGGUUAUGAAUUGAACGACGAAGGUGACCAGUGUGUUGACAUAAACGAAUGUCGAUCAGAAACUGAAGAUACUAGCAUCUGCCUCGGUGGAAAAUGCAGAAAUACUAUCGGCUCAUUUACUUGCGAGUGCCCACCAAACUACACUUACAUUCCAGGAGGCAGCGGAUGCGUCGACCUGAGACAAGGAAAUUGCUACGCUGAAGUUGAAUACGGAACAUGCUCUGAUCUUAUUGGACCAAACACAAGACGAGCCGAGUGCUGCUGCUCUGGUGCUGGUUUCGGAUGGGCUGAAGUUGAAGACACAAUCGAAAGUACCUGCGAAGUUUGUCCAGCUAUUGGAUCUGCUGAGCACCUUCAGCUUUGCCCCUUUGGCCCUGGUUUUGAACCCGACAGCAUUCGACUCAUUCCCAAGGAUAUUAACGAGUGCUCAGCAAUGGCUGGCGCUUGCAAAGGAGGAAACUGCAGAAAUUUGGACGGCAGCUACGAUUGCAACUGCCCAGAUGGUUACGAGCUCGACAACACUGGUCGAAACUGUGUCGAUAUCAAUGAGUGCGAAAGCGAGGAAAACCCAUGUGGACCUGGUCAGUGCAUCAAUCAGCUAGGCCACCACCAGUGUGUUUGUGAAGACGGAUACAUCCCAUCAGAAGACGGCCGAGCCUGCGAAGAUAUUCGAAUGGGCGAGUGCUUCAAAUCUUACAACCCUUUUAUGAAUCUAUCAUGCGAUAAUGCGUUCAGCUUCAAGGCAACCAAAAAGGCUUGCUGCUGCGCUAAUGACCUUGGAAAAGCUUGGGGAGAUAGCUGUGAAGAGUGUCCUCAAGGAGAUGAUCGAAUUGCUUUCUGUAAGGAUGCGAAAUCUGCCUGUGACCAGAUUCCAGACCUCUGCCGAGAUGGUUACUGUAUUGAAGAUCCCGGACAUGACAUCAAAUGCGAGUGCAGACCUGGAAUGACUCUCAAACCAGGCUCAUACGAAUGUAUUGAUAACGAUGAGUGUGCUGAUCCUAACACCAAAUGUCCACAGUUCUCCCAUUGCGUCAACAAAAAAGGAAGCUACGAUUGCAUCUGCGAUGACGGUUUUACUGAGCGAAAUGGUGUCUGCGUCAAUAUCGAUGAGUGCUCGAUGAUUGAAGGAACAUGUGCUAACGGAAAAUGUACUGAUACUGUUGGCGGCUUCCACUGCGAAUGUGACAACGGUUAUGAGCCAGAGAAUGACAGCAAGAGCUGCGUGAACAUUGAUGAAUGCAACGACUACCCUAAUAUUUGUGGAUCUCCCGGUGCUGUCAAACACUGCAUCGAUCUUGAAGGAAGCCAUAGAUGUGUCUGCAAUCCAGGUUAUGAGUUUGAUCGCGAAGACCAAGUCUGUGUCAAUAUCAAUGAGUGCGAGCGAUUUGCCGGUCAUGACAAUAUCUGUCAAAAUGGUGACUGUGUCGAUAUUGUUGGCGGUUUCAUGUGCGACUGUGAUGAUGGCUUCCAAGUCAGUGAUGAUUCCAGAACUUGCGUCGAUGUUGAUGAGUGCGAGGAAUAUGGCAAUCCAUGUGUAAGCGGCGAGUGCAUUAAUCUAAACGGGAACUACACCUGCCAAUGCGACCCAGGUUACACUUUCAAUGGCGAGAGCUGUGUCAAUAUCAAUGAAUGCCAGACUGUUCCUGGACUCUGCUCGCACGGUCACUGCGAAGACCUUGAAGGAGGAUUCCAAUGCCACUGCCCCCAUGGUUAUACACAAACCUCAGAUGGAACUGACUGCUUCGAUGAGCGCCAAGGCAAAUGUUUUGUUGGAAGUCGAUCUUGCAACAACGAUGCUCUCGGACAGCUUCUCACCCAGAGCCAGUGCUGCUGCAUGUGUAACGGCGAUAACAGUUGGAGCUACCGAGGAGGUUGCGGAAAGUGUCCUGCCGAGGGAUCUGAAGCUUUCAACCAAAUGUGCCCAGAAGGCUGCGGAAUGUCGACCGGACCCGAUGGACAUCCAAUUGAUAUCAACGAGUGCGAUCUGAUUGAUACUGCUUGUACCAACGGAACUUGCGUCAAUACAGAUAGCAGCUACAAAUGCGACUGUGGCAAGGGAUAUCAUCUCGAUGCUGAUGGCACCACUUGUGUCGAUACUGAUGAAUGCAGUGCUCUCGUUAAUCCCUGCGGUCGAGGCGAAUGCUUCAAUGACGAAGGUGGUUUCACUUGUGAAUGCGACGAUGGAUAUGCACCAACCGGCCCUAACGGAUCCUGCCAAGAUAUCGAUGAAUGUGCUACUGGUGCUCAUCAGUGUGCAUACCGAUGCAAGAACGAAACACCACAAAAUGGAAAGUACUCUUGCCUCUGUCCAUCUGGCUACGAACUCAAACCAGACGGUCGACACUGCAAGGAUAUCAACGAAUGCGCUCAAAACCCUGAUCCAUGUGCCCUCAAGGGUCAAGUCUGCAAGAAUUUUGUCGGGUACUACGUCUGCCAAUGUCCAAAUGGAAUGCGACGAAAUCCUGUCACUGAUCAAUGCCAAGAUAUUGACGAAUGUGCUGAAAACGCAGACCUUUGCGACAAUGGAACCUGUAUCAAUAAGCCAAACGGUGGAGGUUACUGGUGCAAAUGCAAACCUGGAUUUGUGGCCAACAAUGAUAUGACCAAGUGUGAUGAUUCUCGUGAAUUUAUGUGCUACACAACAAAGGUCUCUGGAAUGUGCCUCCAGACAUCCGCAACAAUGUCUUCCGCCGCUGUUCGAUUUGAUGAAUGCUGCUGCUCUGGACAUGGUGCUGGCUGGGGCGAUGGACGAGCUCAAAAGUACAACGCCGUCGAAUGCAGAUCGUGUCCCGAUAAGGACUCAGCCGCUUUCCGAGAACUCUGCCCAGCUGGAAUCGGAUAUGACAAGAAUGGAAAUGUAAUCAAUGACUGUGAUGUUGUGCCGAACGCUUGCGAGAAUGGUAUUUGUGUGAACAAUCAACCAGGCUUUACUUGUGAGUGCGACCCAGGCUACACCAUCGACGAAACUGGCACCAAGUGCAUUGAUAUUGAUGAGUGCGCUACCGACGCCCAUAAAUGUCCAUCACCAGCUAUGUGCAGAAAUACCGAUGGCGAUUACGAUUGCAUUUGUCCAGAGGGUUACGAAAUGAUUGACAAUGUUUGCGUAGAUCUCGACGAGUGCAAGACAAAGAACAACAAUUGUCAAUACAUUUGCACCAAUACCAUCGGAUCGUACGAGUGCGAAUGUCCAAUGGGUUACAAAAAGCGCAACAAUGCUUGUGUUGAUCGAAACGAGUGCGAUGAGCAAUUUAACAUUUGUGGUCCACGCGGUAUCUGUGUUAAUGACCCUGGCUCGUUCCACUGUAUUUGCAAGCGCGGGUAUAGACUCAACGAUAGUGGUGAUGAAUGCGUUGAUCUCAACGAAUGUCAAUCACGAUAUGGCUGCCCAACUGGCUGUUUCAACACCCCUGGAGGAUUCCGAUGCCCGCAACAAUGCCCACCUGGUUACAUGCACUUCCGAGGAAGAUGUGUCGAUGUCAAUGAAUGUAACUCUUCUCCUUGCGGCGCUGGCCAAGUCUGCAACAACUUCCGCGGAUCAUUCCAGUGCAACUGCAGAGCUGGCUACCGAGAUGCAGGCCAAGGCUGCUCCGAUGUAGAUGAAUGCCAGAUCAACGGUGGAACUUGCUCAAACGGUUGUGAUAACGAAGAUGGAAACUACUCGUGCACUUGUGGACCUGACUCUUACAAAGCUGGAAAUGGCUACUGUAUUUCAACUCAGCGUAGCUUUACUCAGCCUGGCUACCAUCGGGGCUGGAACGCGGGUAAGCCUGCCGGACGAGGCCCAGCAACUGCUCGAGUCAUUGGCGGAGAACGACGAUGCUACGGUGGAUCUUGCCACAGCAGACGUCAUGCUAAACGAUACAGACGAGAUGUUGAGAAGAACAUCACGACUAUCGUUGACAGCAUGGAUCCACAAGCCGCAAUCAUCGAAGGUGUACCAAUUGAGAUCGAUCUGACUCGAGCUGAUUACCUCAACGAACCAACUCGCUUCAUGAAGCUUCUGGAGCUCGUUCCUUCUCACUCACCUCUCAAGCAAAAUGUCCGGUAUCACGUGGAAAGCGGCAAUGGAAAAGGAAUCUUCAAGAUUGUUCAGCAUCAAACUCAUGCUACUCUUCUUGUUUCAAAGGAUAAAUUCAACACCCUCCAUUCCGGAAGUUACAACCUUGUCAUCAAGGGCAUCAGCACUCUUGACGAUGACGUGAUUGGAAUUCUUUCUGACAACGUAGACACCAUCCGGCGCGAUCUGCAAAACCCUCUGCCUGGUCUCGAAAUCUUCAUCUCCGUCGACAAUACUUCCUUCUAA
Messenger RNA from Oikopleura dioica, 8826 nucleotides. The record is from the annotation of a GenBank genome assembly. NCBI's taxonomy places the organism in Eukaryota, Metazoa, Chordata, Appendicularia, Copelata, Oikopleuridae.